This is a messenger RNA of Zymoseptoria tritici IPO323, 973 nucleotides long. RefSeq lists its product as uncharacterized. Bases 51 to 797 code for a protein of 248 amino acids. The transcript is spliced from 2 exons. NCBI's taxonomy places the organism in Eukaryota, Fungi, Ascomycota, Dothideomycetes, Mycosphaerellales, Mycosphaerellaceae. The record is from RefSeq and is a predicted model, not a curated record.
GAUCCCGUGGCCAUAGUCCGACACCGACGUUCCAUAUCUACAACCGCGCGAUGGAGGAGGAUGACGACCGCGAUCCAUCGCGUGCAUUCCCGUUGGUGCCGUACCCGCCAACAAGGUACCCACCUCAUCCUCAGGGCGGAGCAAAGAUACGCGAGCAGGGACCCCUGGGGAACGUUGAGCGUGAGCGGCGUCCGUAUAAGGUGGAAGAGACGGCAUUUGAACAGAAGGAGAGACGAGAGACGUAUCUUGAAUACAAGCAGCGCGAACAGGACGCCAAAGACGAAGAAGAGCGAAAAUACGACGACUUUGUCCGGCUUCAAGCAGAGAAAAAGGAAAAGAUGGAGCGCGAAGCAACAGAGGAAGAAGAAAACUUCCAGACCGAAAUGCGCAAACGUCUCUCUAACAUGGGCUAUACGCAACAGACCAUCGACAUCCUUGUCGACGAGGAGAUCCCUAGCGAAUCCAGGAAACAGGUGGAGUCGACGCAUGACACGACCGCGCUCGCUGCCGGGAGCGAUUCCCACCCGCCUGACGCCCCCGUUUACCCCAAAGUCCACCGCAAGUACCUCUCCGUGGAGACGUUGAAUUACUACCACAUCCCCUGGGAAUAUGAUCACCUCGACCCGGAGUACAUUAUCAUCCUGCGGGACAUGGAUCAGCGCGGUACUGAUCUACUGUUUGAGCAUACGUCGCGAUUGAGACGAGGGAAGGUGUCAUUAGAAUUGGCGGAUGAGACGAAGCCGGAGUAUGCGUGGUAUCGACGAAGGUCAAGGAGCAGGUCCAAGGUGUCGAAGUAGGAAGGCAGCUUGAGGUUGGGAUAGGCUAACAUACGUUGAUGCUGAUGAACGGCGACAUCGAGCAUAUCUACAGCGAAGCCGGUCCCGUUCGGGGAUGCAAAUCACACCGGGUAACUGGAUCCUUCCGUCAGACUGAAGCUCCUCCAUCUCGUAACUGGAGCCCUGGCUCUCAACGU